GAUAUACGCACGCUAUGUAAAGGUUGGUGAUGGUACGCAGUUCAUACUGGUUACUGGUUCAUACACAGAGAUUGAUAGAGAUUAUUACACAUAUUAUAAGUGGCGGUGUGCAUUUUUCAUGCAAAUGUAAAUUUAUUGUUAGUUUGUUACAUACAAAAUGGGUAUAUUAGAGAAAAUAUCUGAAAUUGAGAAAGAAAUUGCCAGGACACAAAAAAACAAAGCUACUGAAUAUCAUUUAGGAUUAUUAAAAGCAAAACUUGCAAAAUAUAGGUCACAACUUUUAGAACCAGGAAAGAAAUCUGAAAAAGGAGAAGGAUUUGAUGUGUUAAAAUCUGGGGAUGCAAGAGUAGCUUUAAUAGGUUUUCCUUCUGUGGGAAAAUCUACUUUGUUAAGCACACUAACACAUACAGAAUCUGAAGCAGCAUCUUAUGAAUUUACUACACUAACUUGUAUUCCUGGUGUUAUAGAAUAUAAAGGGGCUAAUAUUCAGCUUCUUGAUCUUCCUGGAAUAAUUGAAGGUGCAGCACAGGGCAAAGGAAGAGGCAGACAGGUGAUUGCUGUUGCUAGAACAGCAGACUUAGUUCUUAUGAUGCUGGAUGCUACUAAACAGGAUGUACAAAGGCAACUUUUAGAGAAAGAAUUAGAAUCAGUUGGUAUACGACUUAAUAAGAAAAAACCAAACAUUUAUUUUAAAGUGAAGAAGGGAGGUGGAUUGGCCUUCAAUUCAACAUGUCCAUUGACAAAUGUGGAUGAGAAAUUAGUUCAAAUGAUUCUUCAUGAAUACAAGAUUUUUAAUGCUGAAGUUUUAUUUCGUGAAGAUUGUAGUGCAGAUGAAUUAAUUGACGUGAUAAAUGCUAAUAGAGUAUAUUUGCCAUGCCUGUAUGUACAUAACAAAAUAGAUCAAAUAUCAAUAGAAGAAGUGGACAGAAUUGCUAGGCAACGUAAUAGUGUAGUAGUUAGUUGUAACAUGAAAUUGAAUCUGGAUUUCCUGCUUGAGACUUUAUGGGAACUUUUAUCAUUGAUAAGGGUAUACACAAAGAAACCAGGGCAACCACCUGAUUUUGAAGAUGGUUUAAUAUUACGAAGAGGUGUUACUGUGGAACAUGUCUGUCAUGGUAUUCAUCGUACACUUGCCCAGCAAUUUAAAUAUGCUCUUGUCUGGGGUACAAGUACAAAAUAUUCACCUCAGAGAGUAGGAUUGCAGCAUGUCAUGCACGAUGAGGAUGUUAUUCAAGUAGUUAAAAAAUAAA
Molecule: messenger RNA, 1250 nt
Organism: Dufourea novaeangliae
Lineage: Eukaryota; Metazoa; Arthropoda; Insecta; Hymenoptera; Halictidae
Product: developmentally-regulated GTP-binding protein 2
Exons: 5
Coding region: 158-1249 (363 amino acids)
Biological process (GO): cytoplasmic translation
Cellular component (GO): cytoplasm
Molecular function (GO): GTP binding; GTPase activity
Source: RefSeq, a predicted model, not a curated record